Messenger RNA from Arabidopsis lyrata subsp. lyrata, 1611 nucleotides. RefSeq names its product UPF0496 protein At3g49070. The transcript has 2 exons. The record is from RefSeq and is a predicted model, not a curated record. Lineage: Eukaryota; Viridiplantae; Streptophyta; Magnoliopsida; Brassicales; Brassicaceae. Bases 392 to 1516 code for a protein of 374 amino acids.
AAUAGCUAAUUGGACAAACUCUAUUAUACCAUCCAAAUAUGGCAAACGUGACUUAUGAGUUUGUGUAAAGACUUUCCAUAACAGAGCAAUGGAUAGAUUUUGACAUUUUGUUGAUAACUUUUAUUCACUUGAAGGUUCUAUUUUAUAUUACGUGCAAGCAUCCACUCAUUCAAUUUCUUCACUCCUACUACAAGUACUAACAAAAUUAACAAUUUCCCAACAAAUCCCUAGAUGUCCUUUCUCUAGCAAUCGAAGUAACUAUUUUAGUUUCAUUAAAAUAACAUAUCACUCGAAUGACUAUAUAAUACCAAAACACCUUCUUGUCGUUCUCUUCUCCCAAUACCUUAAAACUUAAACCAAAAUAGAUUUUGCUUCAUCCAAUAUCUCGAACAUGGGUAUAAAAGUUUCAUCAAAGAUCAAAAGAAUUCUCGCAUCGACAGCUUCGGGUAGUUCAAGUCCCAAAGAUGGUGAUGAUGUGGAUGUUCGAGAAGAAUAUGCAAACGCCUUUCGUACAGAGUCAUACAAUCAGUUUUGGACACGUGUCAUACACUUAAGCCGUAAAAAGUCCACGGUGUCUUCUUCUUCUUCACCAAUUGAAUCAUCCUCCACGUCAGCUCGUCUAAUGUCCUAUCGCCUCUUCGCACAUAAUCUCCUAGACCCGGAUCCAAAUACCAUUACCCGGAUACUGGAUGUAUCCCGGGUCGGACGACCCACCCGAACUCUUCUCACUGAUUACUUCUUGGAGACGGCAAAUGCUUUCUUGCUUUGCACGUUAUUACUUAAAAACAUUCAUCGUCUUCGUUCUAAAUACGAGUCUUUGAAACCUAAAUUUCAAUCGGAGAAUCAUAAUUCAUUGGAUUUAGUAGACCAAUUCACGGAGAUAUCAAAAUGGUUUGACCCGUUUAUCUCGUCGGGUUCUAGGAUCCAGCUAAUCAGAUCCAGCUGUUUAGACUUGCUAAAACGGCUAGAGUCAAGUCGAGACAAGACACGAGCCAAACUCAAGCUUAUCAACGGACUAACUCAUAGCUCAGGGCUUCUCGUUUUGGCUCUAACAACUACAUUGAUUGUAACCAUAGCCUCUCACGCCUUUGCUUUGUUUAUAGCCGGUCCGACUCUUUUAACCGGUCGAUUCAAACCAGCCGGGUUAAGAAAUAAGUUGACGAAAACAGCGGCUCGACUCGACGUGGCUGCGAAAGGUACUUACAUUUUAAGCCGUGAUUUAGACACGAUAAGCCGACUAGUAACUCGGAUUAACGAUGAAGUGGACCAUGUUCGAGCCAUGGCUGAGUUUUGGGUUGGGAGAGGGUCGGGUCGGGUUCGAGGCAGUGAAGAAGUGGCUCGAGAGUUAAAGAGAUGUGAAGAAAGCUUUAGUGAAGAACUUGAUGAGCUUGAAGAACAUAUCUACUUGUGUUUCAUGACUAUUAAUCGGGCAAGGAAUCUUGUUGUUAGAGAGGUUUUGGAUUCGGAUGAUCCACCUAAUUGUUCAUUCGCUCCCAAAUCCAAAAAAAAAUUGUAGUAUAUUUUUUAUCAUGUCGAUUUUAUUAUUUCUUUUGUUUUGGUUUACAAUGUAUUAUUUCUUUUUACCAUCAAUAAUAUAUUUUUUAAUUCCUA